Messenger RNA from Panicum virgatum (switchgrass), 744 nucleotides. RefSeq names its product LYR motif-containing protein At3g19508-like. The transcript is spliced from 3 exons. The record is from RefSeq and is a predicted model, not a curated record. Bases 77 to 337 code for a protein of 86 amino acids. NCBI's taxonomy places the organism in Eukaryota, Viridiplantae, Streptophyta, Magnoliopsida, Poales, Poaceae.
CCUUGACACUCUUUGCUUGAAGCGAAGCAGCAAUCAGCAGCAGCAGUUCGCCCCGGGCCCCCGGCGGUGUGCGGCGAUGCCGAACGCGGGGCUGCGCGCGUACCGCGAGGUGCUGCGCCUGGUGCGGCGGCUGCCGGCGGAGACGCGGCCCUACUACGCCGAGUACGCCCGCGAGAACUUCGUCAACUACCGUGACCUCUCCGCCGACGACGACCUCGCGGCCCUCCUCCGCCGCGCCUACGCGCACUCGUCAUGGGCCCUCUCCAAGUACUCGAUCGACGCGGAGAAGGCGGCGGCGCGGCUCAAGUCUCUCGGCGACGGCCACGCGGGGCGGUGACGCGCGCAAGGUGUUCGACCCUAUGCCGCUCUACGCCUGAGGCUUCAGUUAGCCUUUAAUUUUGUGCUUGGUUUGGCAGGCGCUUGCAUUACUCCGUCUUGAAUAAAUCUGCUCAAGGUUUUGGUUGCUUUGAUCCCGACUACAAGUUCUAUGGCCAGAUGCACACGUAGUUAUCUUUGUCUGUCCGCCCUUUUUCAAUUCAUUUCAACUUUGCCGGCUUCGUGUUCGCCAUCUUUAUUUCCUUCGUGGUAUCCAGCUACAUGGAUAACGUGCGCUUGAGCUUGAUCCUGGACAUGUUUAUCUUGUGCAUAAGUUCUGGAUUGCCAUAUUCCGGAUCAUAGAUGAGUAUGUUAGGAUGUCAUUUUCUCCGUAACAUUGUUUUUUAUGAAUGAGAAACAAGUUUUUGA